AAAUCUUCUUUUAAUGUAAGAAGGGAUUUGAAAUUUGAUUGAAAAGGGUAGAGUGGGCUAAAAUCAAAAGCCAAGUCGGGGUGGGGCAAAAUGGUGAUUUGGUAGCAAGAGUGGAUAGAGAGACCUGGGUUUUGCGGGAGUUUUAUAACCGUAAAACCAUUUUUGGAUUCCAACGGCCAUGGCUUCAACAAGGAGCUUAGACAAAUGGAGUGGUCAUCGUCAUCUUCAAAAUUUAGCUGAAUCUACCCCAAAAAAAACACAAGAACAAUCAAACCAUGUUUUUCUCUCAAAACCCACUUCAAGAAGAUGUGCGAUUUUGAUAUCUACCUUGCCUUUUACCCUCACUUCACUACCUCAAUUAUCUGAGGCCAGAGAGAGACGCAACAAGAAGACCAUCCCUCUUGAAGACUAUCUCACUAGCCCAGCUGAUGGAUUGAAGUACUAUGAUGUUCUCGAGGGAAAGGGUGCAGCAGCAGAAAAGGGAAUGACAGUUCAGGUGCAUUUUGACUGUCUAUAUAGGGGAAUAACAGCCAUUUCGAGUCGAGAAUCUAAGCUUUUAGCUGGAAAUCGAAUAAUUGCACAGCCAUAUGAGUUCAAGGUUGGGGCACCACCAGGCAAAGAAAGGAAGCGUGAAUUUGUGGACAACCCAAAUGGUCUAUUUUCUGCACAGGCUGCACCCAAACCUCCUCCAGCUAUGUACUCGGUAACGGAAGGGAUGAAAGUUGGAGGGAAGAGGACUGUGAUUGUUCCUCCAGAGGCUGGUUAUGGACAAAAAGGAAUGAAUGAGAUUCCGCCAGGAAGUUCAUUUGAAUUGAACAUUGAGCUUCUGCAAGUAAUGCCAGCUGAAGGAAAGUAGCCUACUUGUGGUUACAAAAAUACAAGGUGAAAGAAAUUUUUGUUUCUGACUGGGAAGAGGUUUGGCAACAUGAUUCUUUUGAUUGAAGAAACGUUGCUUCUAAAAGGCCACUCGCACUUCCCUGUGUUGGAAGUUGACAAUUGCAAUUUCCCCCAAGCAUUUUCAGUUCUGAUAUUGUAAAUUUUUCCCGGACAUGACACGGUUUUGGUUGAGCUCAUUGAAGAAACAUGAUUGCCCC
This is a messenger RNA of Populus trichocarpa (black cottonwood), 1094 nucleotides long. RefSeq names its product peptidyl-prolyl cis-trans isomerase FKBP18, chloroplastic. The transcript has 6 exons. NCBI's taxonomy places the organism in Eukaryota, Viridiplantae, Streptophyta, Magnoliopsida, Malpighiales, Salicaceae. Gene Ontology annotation, molecular function: peptidyl-prolyl cis-trans isomerase activity. The coding region runs from base 179 to 856 and encodes 225 amino acids. The record is from RefSeq and is a predicted model, not a curated record. Gene Ontology annotation, cellular component: chloroplast thylakoid lumen.